AUGGCCGAGCGCGGGCACCGCGACCGUGACCUGCGCGACCCCGCGUCGCCGGCCGCCACCCCAAAGGACUCGCCCUCCUCAUCUCAGGCUCCGUCCGUUCAUCCUCUUGCCUUCCUUCCGAACCUAUUUGGGCGGCGGAGCACUAGUCACAAGACAAAGGCGCAGCAGGGCGUUACCCGGAUGAGCGUUGACGAGAGUAAUCCUCUCGGCAGCCCACCGGCAGGCACCGUCGCCUUGCCCUCCGUCUCCGCCGCCGCCGCCUCCGCCGCGGGUAUUACUAGCCCGGCAGGUACUGGCGCCUCGUUCGACCUCAACACUGCGCUCACCCUCCUCGCGCCUGGCGCGACCAAGACCGUUGCUGAACUAGUCGAGAUUGUCAAAGCCACCAGCGUCCACCUCGCCAAUGCCCUCCUCGACAACUCCACCACCACCACCCCCGGACUCACGGAGCUCGGACUGAGCGCCGCAGACCUGCGCACACUGUACGCGCGUGCCAUGGAGCUCUCCGAUCCGAAGCAAGACUACAACCUCCGUACGGCAGCAAUACGCCUCCUCGCAGUCCUCCUCGGCGGUGCGCCGCCCCGUGACUCUGUCCUCGACGAGAAUCCUUACGAUCUCCCGGCCUCUGUCUCUCGGCGCUCAAUCUAUCGCCUUAUCACCGCCUUUAGCGGCGGUACGCCGGGCAAGGAGGCCACGAACCAGAUUUACGUCGAAGUGGGCGCGCUCAAAGCGCUCACUCGCGAGGGCACCACCGUGGACGGCAUGGAAGGCCUCAUUGGCUGGAUGCUACGCACGUUGACCAACCUUGCACCGUACUGGAUCCAGUGGUGCUCGUCACCUGCCGACGGGCCGGAGACGGACGGCAAGGACAUGCCUUUCGGACCUAUCAAGAGCGCGAGCGCCGCAGCAGCGGGCGCCGCCUUGAUCGACCUUUUGGACAGCAUUGUGCAGAACCGCAUCGCGCUCUUCGCACCAGGCGAUCUCUCGCAGAUUGUUCGCCCUCUCACCGAGUUUGUGUGGAAGGGCAUCGAAGUCGCCCCGCCAAUCCCUUCUUCAGCGGAGGGCGUCUCCUCGCCAUCCAUCGGUCACCGCCCCACCCCUCCGACUUCGUCAACCAUUACCGCCGUAACCCAAGCAACGCGCAACCGGAUGGAAGUGCGCCGCACGGCCUCGUUGACGGUGGGCCGUGUCGAACCGUUUCCCCCUGGGGCCGGUAUCAAGCCGCCCAAGUCGCCUGUGCGGGCUGCGGCGACCAGACAGGUCAAGUGGAGCGGGCCAUUCAAGAGCGUCUGCUCGUUAGUGCACAUGCUGCUGGAGAACACGACCAUCAACGACGACGUCUUCGACGAGAUGUUCGGACUCCUCUGCUUCGUGUUCGGCCAAGACGAGACAGACGUGAUGAUGGACGCCGACAUGCAGCUCGGCACUAACGAUCUCGUGCGCACCAUGCUCAGCACCAGGUCGGGCCGUCGUGGCGAGCUCGCAUUGCGCAAGGCGCUCGAGGGUAAGCUCGUACUCACACCGACCGGCGGGCGCAGGACGAUCGACAUAGACCGCAGGGUCACGCGUGGUGCGGUCAUCAUUGCGCGCAUGGCGGUCGAAGACCGAGAGUUCCGCGCGCAGUGUGGACUCAGCUUCUCGAGUCUGUGUCCGUCGCUGAUUGCCGCGGAGAGCACGUCACGUUACCCUGGCAAGAGUGAUGCGUGCCCAACGGAGUGGGCCAAGUGGGCGCCGGUGGACCACGAGAUCCUCAACUUCCUCGACGCGCACCUGUCCGCGCUGGAGAGUGCGACGAGCGUCAGCGAGCUAGCGGUCGAUGACGCGUGGACCGAGGGUGAGGCUGCGAGUGAAGUGCUCGACGCACUCCGGCCUGUCGCGGAGGCAGGGGCGGGCAGCAUCCCACGCACACUGCUCACGGGCGAGGGCUCGCCCCUCGCGGCGCAUUUCUCGAGCCUCACUCACCGCAUCCCAGCCUCUGUCGGCCACCUCAACUCGCUCCUCCAUUCGUCGUCGUCGUCCUCUGAGAGCCCGUCUCCUGCUCCGCCUUUCUACCACCCAAAGUACAUCGCGCUCCUGCUUGAUCUCGGCACUCAUCUCGACGAGGACGCGGCUGCUCUCGUUAUCGACUACUACACGCGCGAGUGUCUCUGUCUGCCGUUUACGAGCGGGUGGAUCCAGAAUAUCUGGCAGCUCCUCAACACGUUUGGGUUGCACUAUGACCUGCCCCUUGCCCGAGUCCGCGUCUCCAACCUCCUCUACCACGACAUUUACGGGUAUGUGCAGGACCUGCCUGAGCAUCGAGCGACUCUGGUGGAGCACGUCAUCGUGCGUUACCUUUCCCAGUGGCUACCAGACGAGACGGACAACGUCUUGCUGUCCGAGGCGCUCGACGUGCUUGUCAAGGCCGCUGUCGCCGAGACUCAGGAGAAGGACGAGGAUCGUCGUCGUGCGCGCGCACUCAAGCGUCAGGUCGAACUGGAUGCCAAGGACGCAAGCCCCCUCCCAUCCCAGGGACUGGUUGACUCGGUAUCGAGUGGGAGUUUCAACGCUAUCCGCUCUUUGAUCACCAAGCUGGCGAUGACGAGCCCGUGUAAGGAGAUGAUGAGCCAUAUGGCCUCGCGCGUCUCGGUCGGGACUGUGGCGUCGAGCAUUGUGUCGCCCGCAUCAUCCUCUGUUAUCGAAGGCAUGACGAAGGAAGGCAGGGGCAGCCGCGAGGGCAGGCCAAGAGAGCCUGGCGGCUUGCGCUCCCUCAUGCGCACGCUGUCGCCAAGUGGGGCUGCGGGUCGCACUUCCCCGCCCCAGCAGAACGUCAGCGCAGUCCUAGCACAGAGCGAGGAAUACUUUGCUGGCAACUCCGGUCGCUCGCAGCACCUAAAGUGCAAGAGUUUGCUCGCGGUCAAGUCGCUCAUCGCCAUCUUCACAGGGCUGGCUUUCACCAGUCCUCUGGCGGGGAACCAGUUCUCCAUCAGGACGGCGCGUACACCCGCCAGCGUCCGCUGCAUUGAGAUCUACCGCGACGUCCUGCACCUCCUUUACAGCAUCAACGACGGCGCCGGUCGGCUGCCCGCCAAGUGCCCGCGCGGGCGACUAGUGGUCCUCCAAUGGGCGAUGCGCUUGCGCGCGGAUCGCAAGCACCGCAUCCUCUUCCGCGCAGACCUGAAUCGCUUCGUCAUGCCGUUCGCCGAAACACUCUACCGUACCAAGGAGACCGAGGGGGCCAUUCGGGCGCAGCUUGAGGCGGAGGAAGCGAGAAAGCGUGCACGUGCAGAGCGCACCUCUGCGACCCAGCAGGCCCGGGAUGACGAUCGCGGGCGGUCGCGCACUCACGAGCUCAGCGCUGGUGGCCGAUCUCGCUCACGUUCCAAGGCGGCGGGCGGGCUGCUUCGCGCUCCAGGUCAUGAGCGACAGGAGAGUUACAACCCACUCUGGGUGUUGCCUGAGUAUGUCGACUUCGAGGCGCCGCCUGACAACCACCCUUCCGAGACGCUACUCACAUACGAUCCCAAUCACCCGAGUCUGCAGACCAAGGACGCACCGCUCGUAGAGGGCGCGUGGCUCCCCGUGUCCGAGUAUGUGCGCGUAUUGAACGGUAUCCUGCGGUGGGAGAAUGACUGGGAGCUCGUGAGCUAUGUGCUGUGCUACCUCCCUCAGCAGCUCGGCAACAAACAUUUCUUCCACGGUAUACGUGCGACCAGAGAGAUCAAGGGCCUUGUGCGCGUACUAUGCGACGGCAUUCUCGAGACGGAGACGCGAUGGGAGCGGCGGUACAACAUUCCGUCGUUCAUCCGCCGGCCGCACAUCAACAACAUGGCUUACCAGAGCCUCUCGAUUCUCGUGUCGUAUCGCAGUGUGCUAGAUCGCGGCCAGAGCGAGCGCCUCGUUGCCGCCUUUGUCAACGGGCUGGAAGCGAAUGCGUUAGUCGCCAAGCCCUGUAUCCAGGCUCUCACGAUUUGCAUCUACGAACUCGAAGGUUAUGUCGCGAAAGCACUGCUGCAGAUCUUGCAGCGCGUGCAGCAGAUCCUCUCGAUCCCCAACGUCGCCGUGCACAUCCUCGAGUUCCUCGUGGCGCUCGGCAACAGCGUCCUCUACCGCAACUUUACGGACGAGCAGUACCGCCAAGUGUUUGCGGCGGCGAUCGGCUACAUCGCCGAGCACAAUGCGCGCUCCGACACGAGUGACAAGGACUUUGCCGCCAACCGCGAGUCCUUCACGCUAAGCCAGCAUGUUAUCGGCCUCGCUUACCACGCCAUCUAUCUGUGGUUUCUCAACAUCCGGGUGUCGCAACGUCCUCGCCACGUCUCGUACCUCGUCAAGGGCCUCUUGCACGCGAAGAGUCAGCGCGGCGCCAUCGACGAGCGCACAGAGGUCUGCUUUGACUGGCUGGCACGCUACACGUACGGCAACGCCGACCCGAAGCCAGCCCAGAGCUUCCUCUCCGAGGCCGUCAUGCUCAAGACGAACAACCAGGAGAUGGCACCGAAAACUGUAUCCUGGAUGCUCGGCGGCGCUAUCGUGACGGUCACCUCACAUCAGCGGUCUGGCUGGGCGACGAUCACAACGACGCGUCCGACUGGCCAGACGAGCGUGGUUGCGAAGCUAGAAAAUGUCCCUCUCCUCCAGCUGGGCGAGGACAAUGCUGAUCUUGCCACCGUUCCCGCCUUCUUGAUGGCCAACCGCCAGCUUCGACGGGACGUUAACGACAUUCGCUCCACUGUGAAGACGAUCGAGGAGGGUGAUGAGGGCGAAAGCGAGGACGAGAAGGAGAAGGAGAGGGAAACGGAGAAGAAGGCGAAUGAGGAGGGGACGGACGACGAGGACAAGUACGACACCGCCGCGGCCAAGAAGGACUUUGACCCGACGGCUGUGGACAUUGUCACUGUCAAGCCGCCGCCGCCGAAGGACGAAGCUGCCGCCAGCUUUGUGUGGAGCGGCGCUACGCCGUCCCAGCGCCGCAAGGACGUGACCGUCGACCCGUCAUACCUAGCGUUGCAGCUCCUCUCAAGCUACCCGAACAACGACCUGACCGUUCCGCGCGGCGUCCUCAUUCCCUCGACACCGAAGCACGAGCGUGCAGUCAGCGGCAUCAUCAAAACGAGCGUAAUCAACACAUUCAAGAUUGCAGUUCUGUAUGUCGGACCCGGUCAGACGAACGAAACGGAGAUUCUCGGUAACGUCGACGGCUCGCCGCUCUUCCUCGAUUUCCUAGCGGGCUUGGGCCGCAUCAUCCGUCUUAAGGGCCAGGUAGACGUGUUCACGGGUGGCAUGGACCGCGAGAACGACACGGACGGCCUAUACGCUUACGCGUGGUGGGAUGACCUGGCACAGAUGAUCUUCCAUGCCCCGACGCUCAUGCCCAACUUUUCCCAUUUCCCCGAGUACACAAACAAGAAGCGGCUGGUGGGUAACGACUACGUCAAGAUCAUCUACAACGAGAGCGGUGUCGACUUUGCCUUUGAUACGAUCAGGACGAGCUUCAACUUUGUCAACAUUGUCAUCAGUCCGUAUGCGACGCGCGACGCCGCCGACGCCGGCUCCCUCCUCUCGGCAUCUACCUCAGCUCCCGCACCACAGGAAUACGGCCCGCCGCGCGACGAGUGGGGCGGCGACAGCGAGGACUUCUUCAAAGUCGUCCUCCAGGUCCGGCCUGGCAUCCCCGACUUUUCACCAGUUGGGGAGUACAAGCUCGUAUCCCGGCGCAAUUUGCCCAUCCUCGUCCGCCAGAUCGCGCACCAGGGCAACUCGAUGGCCCUGCGCUUCCAGCAUGUGCAGGGAGCGGUCGAUUCCGAGUCGGCAGAGUACAUCACUGACUGGCGCACGCGGUGGCGGUCGAUGCAGCGACUUCGGAACAUGCUGCCCAAAGAAGCACCGCCCAAGGACUCACAGGAGGCCGAGGAGCUGCUCCGAGAUUUCUCGCGCAACUUCACGCCUGUGGUGGUCGACGAGACAUAG
Cutaneotrichosporon cavernicola is the source of this 5949-nucleotide messenger RNA. RefSeq lists its product as uncharacterized. The transcript has 3 exons. Gene Ontology annotation, cellular component: nucleus; TSC1-TSC2 complex; cytoplasm. The record is from RefSeq and is a predicted model, not a curated record. Gene Ontology annotation, biological process: negative regulation of TOR signaling; regulation of small GTPase mediated signal transduction; positive regulation of GTPase activity. Bases 1 to 5949 code for a protein of 1982 amino acids. Gene Ontology annotation, molecular function: GTPase activator activity. Lineage: Eukaryota; Fungi; Basidiomycota; Tremellomycetes; Trichosporonales; Trichosporonaceae.